This is a messenger RNA of Mesorhabditis belari, 5079 nucleotides long. Lineage: Eukaryota; Metazoa; Nematoda; Chromadorea; Rhabditida; Rhabditidae. The record is from the annotation of a GenBank genome assembly.
AUGUAUCGCUUUUUAUCGUCAAGAUUUCCGUCUACAUCAUGCGCAAAGCUAUCUCAACGGGUGAAACGAUUCAGCUCAACGCUGAAAAAUGAAGAGAAUUUGGCAAAUGAGACCUAUUUUGAUGCUCCGGUCGGCCUUCGAAUGUUAGCAGGACACGAGCCAAUAAAAAGGCAACAAAUCGAAAAAGCAAAUGAUAGCAAUAACUUUGGAGUCCUUUCUUCAACUACUCCGCAAAAGAGAACCGUUAGGUUGUUAGAUGCUGGAAUUUUUGUGCCAACGACUGAGACCGAGCUCCUUGAUAGUAGAUCUGGUGACGAAAGCUCAUUGGAGGAAGUUCUUGAAGGCUUCUUUCAGAAUGGAUGUAAUGUGUCCGAAGCCAUCGAAGGUUUUUCUGACUAUUGUACGGCCGAUUCUGCCUUAAACAUAUCUGAUCAGGGACACAGCUAUAAGCCUUCUACGAGUCCCACGGUCAGUCCGAAAGAAAGGCGAACCCCAGGAACUAGAAGAAUCCUUACAAAGAAAAUGCAGAGAACAUUGCUAAAACGAAGAAACAUGUCCUCAAUCAUUGCCCCAUCAACUGAACAACCCGGAGUAUCCAAUGUAGAGGCAUCUAUGAUAAGCACCCCAGAAAUUGUAUCUGCACUUUCGAUUGAACCACCUGUUCGGCGGACAGUAGAAGUCUUUCAAAUAGAUCCAAAUCGUCAAGAAAAAGCAUCAAUAAGCGAAAUCGAGGAAGCUCUGAAUACAAAUACGAUUCAAGCAAUGCGGGAUUUGUUUACUUGUAAGAAGUGGCCGGAUAUUCGUGGAACAUUGCCCAAUCGAGUGCUCCAAUUGGUCGUUAAUGAAGCGAAAAACUAUGACGAGGCUUUGGAAUUCUUCAAGGAUUAUGCAACAAUUUCUCGUAAUGUGUUUGUGAGUGAUCAUUUGGCGAUGAAAUUGGCUAUAAAGGCAGCAUUGGAAAAUGAGGAAAAAAAUCCGGCAACAGUUGCUAUAUUGGCGCUACAAACCCAUCGAAAAACCUUUUUGGCCAGGCCUAAGUUUGUAGAAACAAAAGCGGAAUUUUGCGAGUUGAUUGGCUAUGUCGGUGCUAAAUGCAGUAUCAAUGAUUCUAUUGGUUUGUACGAGUGCAUCCAAUCGAAAGGAUUUUAUGUUGACGCAGACCGAUUCAUCCAAGCAAUUUGCAAAGCCAAGAUCUCGUCUGGAGUUUCUUUCUCGGUGCUCCAGAAAGACUGGGAACAACUUUGUUUGCAUUUCUCGGCAUGUCAUGGCUUUGGUCUCCUCGUGAAGAAAGUUUUUGAAGAACAGAUUUCUGAAGAUAAAGCCUGUGGUAAACUUCUUGCUUUCACAAAUGAGGUCGGAUAUCCACCAUCGGCAGCACUUGCAGAAAUCGUCUCCGCAUUGGUAUCGUUUAAAAGGGAACCAGAAGCUGAAAGGAUACUGCAACGAAUCUUUGUGAAGCCAACCUAUUUUAAAAGACCACUGUCGAAUUUUCUCGAGUCACCGAAUGGAAUAGAAGACUUUGAAAACACAAUACAACUACUUGGCAGACAUCUAUUUAAAGAGACGAAAAAAGGUGGGAAAAGGAAGGGUCAAGCAGCGGCAUCAAUCGAAGACCAAGCCACUACUGAUGAAAAGGUCAAUGAAGAUUUGGUGCGAACGAUUCUAGAGUUUUUUGGUAUCCGAGAAAAGAGAAGGCGUCAAAAGGAAAUUAAAUCGUUAAAGAUUGAUAGUGAACGAUUAGCUGAACUCUCAACUCACAUCCAGAGGACUUGGAUCAGAUUUGCACAAAAGAACGAGGAUUUGACCAUCAUUACACGACUUCGUCAAUGGGGCCGUGACAAUCGAAUGGAACUUUCUCCAGAGUCUGAAAAACAAGUUCGACAAUUGAAAGGUGACUUGGAGCGAAAGUCAACUACUGUACAAAAAAUAAUUGUUAGCAUUCGACAGUCGUUUAUGCUUGGGUUUGUUCGAAAUUCGGCGAAAAGGCAUGCCUAUCUACGGCGGUUAUCGAACAUAGCAGCCGCGACACCAUCAACAUCAGCGGCUCCACUCGAGCUGUCUAGUCUACCCCUAGCGAGAGUAACAGAAGAGGUCAAGGAUGAUGAGAGAGCGUUGCUGAAGAGGUAUGGAAAAGAGCUCGAGAGGUCCGAAUGGAAAACAUUUGGAGAAGCGACUUCAUUCAUCGAAUGGAACAACUAUCUGAUGUCGUAUCACCUGCAAAAACUGAAUCAAAUCAUAACCCAAGGCAGCUUGAAAAGUGCUGAGCUUUCGGAUCGACAGAUCUCUCUGCUCAUCAAAGCUUAUGGUGGUCUAGCUUCUGGCACUCCAAAGAAGACACGAAUUGAAGAGCUAAAGAAACUUUUGCAGAAAAUAGCUAGCGAAGAAGUCGAGAUGGGUCCCCAAUCUCUCACAUCACUACUUUCAGCAAAAUUGGAUAACAACGAGCCGAUUAAAGUCGUUGAAGAACUAGAGAAAUGGGAUCUCAAAGGGUAUGAACCAACAAACGAGUUGCUGAUUAUUUUGUCAAAAGUCUAUGCGGGUGAAGGAAAUGUGAAAGGAGUGAGUGAAUUGAUGCAGUACGCUAAAGAAGAAAAGAUGGAGAUAAUGAAUUAUUUACUCACCUCUCUGGUCAAAGCAUUUGCCGUACAAGGAAAAUAUGCGGAGGCAGAAACGACAAUACAGGAGGCUCUCACAAUUGAUGAGAAACUACCCCCACUUCUUCGCUUAUCGAUUUGUGAGGUUGCAGCCAAGAAAAAAGAUAUCGAAAUUCUUUGGCAACAGAUGGCCCUCAUCAGUAUCGAUAAAAUGGCUUCUCUAACAAAAAUUCAACGGAAAAUUGUGGUGGCUUUAAUUGAGAACAAAUUGUGGAGUGAAGUGGAAAAGGUUCGCCAACAUUUUGCGCUCAUUCCAACGGGAUCCGAAAGGUUUCCGAAUUCAUUACAACAUCCGCAAUUUUUGCAAAAAAUGUGGGCAUUCACGUGGAGUCUGAUCAAAGAAGACCGCCUAGAUUGCGCGUUGGUUGCGUAUUCGUUCACUAGGAAAACUGAUGAAAAGCAACAAGCCGCUUUGAGUCAAGCGAUUACCCGCAAGGCCUCCCAAAUUAAAGUACCAUUAAAUGAGGCCCUGGCUUUAGCAGAAAUGGCGGUCGCACAUGAGAUAGAGCCUUCAAUCGGAAGCCUUUUACUGAAAGCUGUUGAGUAUAUGCCAGCACAAAGGCUCGUUGAUGUCUUGAAGAUUUUACCGUCCACGGAUAUUGAGAUGAUUGCACCGGUUCCUGAAAUCCGUUUAUCACUUGCAAAGAAGCUUUCCGGUGUGCAGGACCUAGCUUCGGUCGAGCAAAAGGUGUCAUAUCUGGAACAAAUCGCCAAACUUUUGUUCGAAAGCUUGCCGCCAAUGGAUCGAGAUUAUAUAGAGGCUGCUCAUCGAAGCGUGUGCGUUUGCUUUAGGGGAGAUCUUGAAAUUGCUAAACUGGUGGUCGAUCAACUCAGUUCCGAUUUUGCGACCCGGAAUAAAUUCUCAACGGCUGUUGUUGACUCUUAUUUGAGGAUAAUGCAAUUGGAUUCCAGUGCCACACAAAAGUUGUUGGAUUUUUUGAAAUGUGGAAAAAUUGCACAAUUGGAACUAUACCCAAUCCAGUAUUCGCUGUCGAAAAUGUUGCGACAAAUUAAAGCAGACACUUCAAGUGAACAACUCAAUAUAAUUGCCCUGGCUAUUAUCUUGUCUUUCCCAGCCGAUCCAAAAAUCCAAUCUGGUCGAAUAGCCGGUCUAUUUACCGGCAUAGUUAAACAUAAACAAGUAGAUGCUGAAGUUGUUGAAAAAUUGGUCGACAAAAUUCUCUUAUUGGAUACAAAGAAACGGGUUGGUAUUUACGAUGCGGAUAUGGCGAAACUAGUUAGCGAAUUGGAAGAAGCGGGUAAUUUUGGGAAAGCCGCAAGUUUGCAGAAGUUAAGUCGGAAAGGCCAGACGAUGGCCCGCUGGCAAGGUAGCACCGUCGAACAGUUGGAUACAGAGUUAUCUAUUUUGAUGGAAAAGAAGGUCGAUGUGAAAGUGGUAAAUCAACUCCGAUCGGUUAUCCUUGACAAAAUCGCAACAGAAACGCCCAUAAAUCUCGCGGCUGGAACUCGACAUUGCAUAGCUGCUAUUGAAACAAAGACGAUCAAUCAACGAUUAUUUAAGGCGAUAUUGAACUUUAAGAAAGUUGGCUUUGGUUAUGCCCUUGAGAAUGGCUUGAUUGAUGAAGCACUGGGACUUUUUGACCCAACAAUGGAAAUUGGUAUUUCGUCAGCACUUCAUUUGGCCGCUCUUCUACACGCCUCGGACAGAAUUUCGGACGCUGAUAACGUAAUCGCUAAAAUCAAAGAAGCAAAGCUAGAUGUUACGCCUAACAAUCUUGAGAAACUCAGCAACGCACUCGGCUCUUUGAGUGUAACGCAAAUUGAAGCUUUUGCAGCGUAUCUACAAACGGCUUUGAACCUAAAGUCCACCUUGCUAAAGCGACUCUUGACAAAGAGAGUGCUCAACAGCAUCAAGAAAUUGAUCGAUGAGGAGAAUUUGGCUGAAGCGUUCGUUUUAUCGGUGAAUGAAUCGAAAAAAUUCGAAUAUGCUAUUGGGAGAAUAGAAUUGGCUAAAGCUGCCGUGGCCAAAGGCAACCAAGAACUGUUGGGCGAUGUCUUCAGACUGAUCACAAAGUAUCAUUCGACUGAAUCAGCUCACCUUGACCUCGGUUAUGCUUUGCUUUGGGGAGGACAUGUAACACUCGCGGAGAAGAUGUUUGCGAAAGGUGGCAAGGUGUCGACACAGAAGCUGAGCUACUUGGUUUUGGAUUCGUAUCUCAACAAAAGGUCGGACGUGUUGCGCUCUUUGUUCGAUAUUUUGGUGAAGGACGAAAACGUUUCUCGAGUGGAUCUCAAUAAUUUGUUGGCCAAUUUGUGCAAACUUUAUUAUACGGAGAAAAAUGCGGAAGCGGCCGACUCUCUUCGCGAACAGUGCAGACAACUUUCGUUUCCACUUGAAAAAGCGACUCAGGAGAAAUUUAAACUGCUACAACAGCUGAUCCCAAAAAAACGUGAAUCAACCGUC